GAAUACGUAGUGUGGACCCUAAGGGAAAGGAGACUCUGUAUAAUCUGGAGUCUCUCAUCAACCAGGCAGUGUUCCCAGGACUACAGGGAGGACCCCACAACCACGCCAUCGCAGGUGUGGCGGUGGCCCUGAAGCAGGCUCUGACCCCAGAGUUUAAGGCGUAUCAGUACCAGGUGCUCUCUAACUGCAGAGCUAUGGCCAACGCCCUCAUCAACCACGGCUACAAGAUCGUCACCGGGGGUUCUGAUAACCAUCUGAUCUUACUGGACCUGAGGCCCAACGGGACGGACGGAGGACGAGCUGAGAAGGUUCUAGAAGCUGCUGCCAUCGCCUGCAACAAGAACACCUGUCCAGGUGAUAAGAGUGCGUUGCGUCCCAGCGGUCUGAGGUUCGGCUCUCCUGCUCUGACCUCCAGAGGAAUGGUUGAAGACGACUUCAGGAAGGUCGCAGAGUUCAUCCACAGAGGUAUCCAGGUGACCCUGGACAUCCAGGCCUCUCUGCAGCCCAAGGCCACCUCUAACCCCUUGACCUCUCACCCCUCGUUGUCCCUACAGGAAUCCAGGUGACCCUGGACAUCCAGG
This is a messenger RNA of Oncorhynchus tshawytscha (Chinook salmon), 581 nucleotides long. Its product is annotated as serine hydroxymethyltransferase, cytosolic-like. Gene Ontology annotation, biological process: protein homotetramerization; tetrahydrofolate interconversion; folic acid metabolic process. The annotation marks the transcript as partial. The transcript is spliced from 5 exons. Gene Ontology annotation, molecular function: mRNA regulatory element binding translation repressor activity; zinc ion binding; cobalt ion binding. Gene Ontology annotation, cellular component: cytosol; nucleus; cytoplasm. The record is from RefSeq and is a predicted model, not a curated record. Lineage: Eukaryota; Metazoa; Chordata; Actinopteri; Salmoniformes; Salmonidae.